Messenger RNA from Drosophila guanche, 808 nucleotides. RefSeq lists its product as uncharacterized. The coding region runs from base 127 to 636 and encodes 169 amino acids. The record is from RefSeq and is a predicted model, not a curated record. NCBI's taxonomy places the organism in Eukaryota, Metazoa, Arthropoda, Insecta, Diptera, Drosophilidae. The transcript has 3 exons.
CAGUCUUUCGGUCUUAAAUUUUUUUUCAAAAUUUCGGAAAAAAGGAAACCAAAACGAUAGUUUUGUCCUAAUUAGAAAACUUCAAAAUUAUACAAAAUUUGGCCAAGGUAAAACUUCGACUGCUUGAUGGAUCUAUCGAAGGCCGAACGGCAAACUCCCCAAGAGAACAAUAGGCAAAGCAGUGCCGAUUACUUGAAAGAGCUUAUUCAGGACUUUCUGUUCUUCUUGGUCCUCAUCUUUGUGGCCGUGCUCAUCGGUUGGGGCAUAUUCCUUGUGCUAGACGAUGGCAACGAGUGGAAACGUGUGCCGCAUAACCGCAACGGCUCGAAGAUUUCGCUUCAGGAGCCGACGACGGUAGCAAUGCGUCCCUGCCAACGCGCUCGACAUUGGAUUCAGCUGUACCUCAUUCGCCAUAAGACGCAGGAACAGGAUAAGGCACAGCAAUACCUGCCCACAGAGGCGGCAGAGCAUCCAUAUACACCAGAGCCGGUACAGCAGUAUUACGAUCCGGAAAUAAAAACGCAAGUGCCACAAGUAGAAGAGCGUUUGAAAAUUCGAGAAGAUUCUGCCAAUCAAGUGGACUCGCCAUCGAGCAGAGUAUUGGAUUUAUUUAGACGAUAUUUACGCAGUCGAUAACUGAAGACUAAGUGUUAGACUACAAACCAAGAAUGUCUAAUCACCAGCUCUUUUAUUUGAUUUAUUCCAGAGUGAGCGAAGGCCACUUCUGGGCACUCGAAUAAAUAGUACAAUUCUUUGAACACACCGAGCAACAAAGCUGGUGUAAUAAUAAAUUAUUUAAAUAUUGAAA